Messenger RNA from Lineus longissimus, 2509 nucleotides. RefSeq names its product F-actin-capping protein subunit beta-like. Gene Ontology annotation, cellular component: F-actin capping protein complex; cytoplasm. The record is from RefSeq and is a predicted model, not a curated record. Gene Ontology annotation, biological process: barbed-end actin filament capping; actin cytoskeleton organization; cell morphogenesis. Lineage: Eukaryota; Metazoa; Nemertea; Pilidiophora; Heteronemertea; Lineidae. Bases 119 to 934 code for a protein of 271 amino acids. The transcript is spliced from 8 exons. Gene Ontology annotation, molecular function: actin filament binding.
GUCAUAACCCGAGCAAACAGGUGUCCCGGAUUAUCCGCCAUCAACUCACGCCCGACAUUAUUUUGCACUUCCUAGUUCGAAAAUUUGGUAUUUUGGCUUCAGUGUUUACCAAAACAAAAUGACGGAACGCCACCUGGAUUGUGCCCUUGAUUUGAUGAGACGCUUGCCUCCACAGCAAGUGGAGAAAAACUUAAGUGAUCUCAUAGACUUGUGUCCAACCUUGGUGGAAGAUUUGUUGUCAUCAGUCGACCAGCCCCUGAAGGUGGCACGUGACAAGGAAACAGGCAAAGACUACCUGUUGUGUGAUUAUAACAGAGAUGGAGACUCAUACCGAUCUCCAUGGACGAAUACAUAUAAUCCUCCUUUAAGUGAUGGUGCCAUUCCUUCAGACAAGUUACGUAGACUAGAAAUUGAAGCUAAUGAGGCUUUUGAUGUGUACCGAGAAAUGUACUAUGAAGGUGGUGUAUCAUCGGUCUACCUCUGGGAUUUAGAUCAUGGUUUUGCUGGGGUCGUGUUAAUGAAGAAGGCUGGAGACUCUGCUGCGGUUAAAGGGUGCUGGGAUUCUAUCCAUGUGAUUGAAGUGCUGGAAAAGUCAAAUGGACGUAAUGCACAUUAUAAACUCACGUCGACUGUGAUGUUGUGGCUGCAGAGUAAAGGGGAUCAGUCAGGCAUUAUGAAUGCUGGCGGGAACUUGUGCAGGCAGACUGAGCUGGAUUCCCCAGUCACCGAUGCAAGUCCCCACAUUGCCAAUAUUGGUCGAAUGAUUGAGGAUUUGGAAAACAAAAUGAGGUCUACAUUAAACGAAAUCUACUUUGGGAAAGCAAAGGACGUCAUGAAUAACCUACGAAGCGUCGCGGACCUCAAAAUGAGGAAGCCACAAGCAGCUUUAGCCAAGGAAUUAUGUAAUAAGUUUAACACAAGAGCAGACAGUUGAAUAAUUUCUCUCCUGUGUAAAUUUUAGUGUAUGACAGAGUAGUCUGGACUUUAGGACCUGGGCAUGAUUCAUAAGGUAUAUCCUGCAGUCUUAAACUAAGUAGUAGAUGACACUGUACAAGUGAUGUCACAUUCUUAAGACUGCUUUGGGUUAUUUCAUUUCUAUAAGGCUUACAAUACAUUAAUCGCCAAACAAGCCUUGUGAGGGCUAUAAAUCAAUUUCAUUUUGUCAUCCAUUUUAUACUCUCGGCCUCCUCUUCAGAUUACCAAUUUGUGAUUCAAUAUGAUGUCUGAGGAUAAGAAAAUGUUUGAAAAAUUCCAUGAGGCAUUUGACAGGUUGCAUCACGUUAGUCUAAAAUGUGGCUGUGGGUGUCAAAAAGUAUUGGUAUGUGCAGAUAGUGUCGAGUUCAACAAUUGGAGAUUUCGAUUCGUCCAACAUUCACAUUAUCCGUGUUGCUGCAAAACAGCCUAUCAGAUAUUACAGGAGAGUUGCCUCGUCUUGGUCAAGGGGGCAGGGUAAUGAUGGUAUGUUAUGUCACUAAACUUUACGUGUCAGUCUUUCGAAUGUGGCACACGCUCCUUUUCUCUUUGAUUAUUGCAUUUAACCAUGAUUAAUCAGUAUCGUAAAUUGCAUGACAAGACCUCUUACGUUAAAUUUCUGCCAAUAAUUGAUUUCGAUCUAGUAGAAAAGAUAAUUCUGAACAUUUUUCACCCUGAAUUGUACAUUUUAGUGUAGGAUGAAAUAUUUGUGCAGACACUGUCAGUGACCGGACCUAAAGCUGCUGACAACUUCAGGUUGAUGCUCAGCUAUAUAGGAUUUGUUAUCACUUGUUGUUAUGUUUAUUAUCACAAAGUACUGUGGGACUGUGGAGGUGUAUAAGGAAACUUUGCAAUAGACUCCCAGUCUAAUUGGGGUAGGCUUUGUAACUAGUUCUGGCCAAUUUUUCUUCCCCAAUGUUGCAACGUAAAUAGGGUAGUUUGCGAUUUAGUUUGGUUGUGUGCACCAAUUAGAAUGAACAUUGUACGAUGUGCUAUUAAAAUUACUGCAAAAACCUAUUACUUCUCUCGUCUCAACCAUCACACCCGGGCAGGUUUUGCAGCAAACAACUGUGCAUCUUAUGGUAUCUAGAUACAGAUCUGUUCUCUGGCUUCUAAGGGAGUGCCUAUGAUUGGUAUAAACGAGAGCUCUACAAGUGCUGAACAUUAUCAUUGUAACAAGAAGGGCAUGGGUACUUACAAGUUAAGUUGACACCGCAGAUUACUUUGAUUGAAUAAGAAAAGCUGUAUUGUGCGGUUUAAAGAAUCCGAGGUUUUGAUAUGUACUAAUGUGACCAGCAUGAGAAAUUCCAUCUCAUUCCCCCCCCCCCCCCAAAAUAAGACUGAAAUAGUCAGUCCCUUUUUCACAUUUCACGAUGGAUAUCAUGUAACAGGAUUUGCCCAAAUGGGUUAUGUUUGCUGGGAACAACACUUUCUGAAUAAGAAGUUCAUCUUAUUGGAGGACAUAUAAGAAAUUUGUAUGCAAACUUGUAAUAUAUGGUCUAUAUAUCUAAAUAAAUAAAAUAUGGUAACAAUGCUA